Messenger RNA from Arachis stenosperma, 1556 nucleotides. RefSeq lists its product as uncharacterized. Lineage: Eukaryota; Viridiplantae; Streptophyta; Magnoliopsida; Fabales; Fabaceae. The record is from RefSeq and is a predicted model, not a curated record. The transcript is spliced from 5 exons. The coding region runs from base 236 to 1324 and encodes 362 amino acids.
GAUAUGUAAUGUACACAUAAGCCAAGAAACUGCUUGGAAUCCAUGAUUCCUCUGCCGACUUGAGAGUGAGGAUGAAGUGUGGAGUUGCACCCCACAUGGCACCUGCAUUACUCAGUAAUAAUAAAAACUCUCCCCGGCAACCAUUUCCCAAGAAUUUCACGGUUUGAAUAAGAGAUUAUUGAACAGGUUUCAGGUCAAAUUAGUCCUUGUGUGAGGGUGAGGCACAUGUUUGAGGAUGAGAUACUUGGAAGAUAAAGCGUGCUACAACAACCAUGGACCAACAGCACAAGAUAACCCAAAUAGCAGUGCAAUGUACUCAGAUUUUCACAAAGGAAACAAUGCUGCCGCCGCGGCUUGCGGUUCUUCCCAUCAACAACACAGAACAACCAUGGGGAAACCAACACCUUCUAAGUGGGAUGAUGCACAAAAAUGGCUUGUAGGAUUGUCGAAAGGCGGAGGCGAGAAGAGCCACCAAUCGAAAUCAAGCAAGCCAAGAGACUCAAAUGCAGAUGACCUUAGAUUGAUAGCACCGGUUCCACAGAAGGAGAAUGGUUAUUCAAGCGCUAGUGAGAAAGAGGAUGAAGAUCAAGAACAUGAUGGAAGAGAAACCAUGAAGAUAGAGUGUUGUGAUGAGUCACUUUGGAGAACCAACUACAACAAUAACAAUAAGGGUUCUUCAACCAACAGUAACAGCAUAGCAGUGCAGUCAAUAUGCUUUAGAGAUAUGGGGACUGAGAUGACACCAAUUGCUAGCCAAGAGCCUUCAAGAACCGCUACGCCGAUUCGAGCCACUACUCCGGCAACUAGGAGUCCAAUUCACUCUGGGGCUUCAACUCCGGUGAGGCCCCAAAAUGGUGGGAUGGAAUCUCAUUCUGGUGAGGGUCAUCAAGGAUCAUCAAACCCUUCUUGCAAGGUGUCUGAGAAGAAGGCUGAAGAUCAUGCAAGGAAGUUGAGCCCUCUUGAAAGCCGAGCAUUGGCUUGGGAUGAAGCAGAACGUGCUAAGUAUAUGGCCAGGUUCAAGCGUGAAGAGGUGAGGAUUCAAGCAUGGGAAAACCAUCAGAUAAGGAAAGCUGAAAUGGAAAUGAAGAAAACGGAGGUGAAAGCCGAGAGAAUGAAAGCUCUGGCACAAGAAAAGUUAGCAAAUAAGCUUGCUGCAACAAGAAGAAUAGCUGAAGAGAAGAGAGCUAAUGCACAAGUGAAGCUGAAUGAGAAAGCAUUGAGAACUACAGAACGAGCAGAUUAUAUAAGAAGAACAGGACAAGUUCCAUCUGCGUUCUCUUUCAGUUUCAACUGCAAGUUCCCUUCCCUUUGUUGCUGCUGGUAGCAACUAGGAACCAACUACAUGUGAUGUAUAAUAUUAAGGGAUAAAAUAUCUUAUGUUAAGUAUAGAGCCUUCUUAUUUUAGCUCAUUAUACUCGUGUUUCUUUGUGAAAUGAUUUUAUUACCUAAGUGAUGUUAUUCUUCCUCUAUUCCGAUGUCCAGAGAAAAAAAAAAACAAAGUACUAAUGUUUACCAUACAUGGUACAAAGCUAGCUGGGAAAUAAAAAGAUGCCCUU